Molecule: messenger RNA, 1444 nt
Organism: Paramecium sonneborni
Lineage: Eukaryota; Ciliophora; Oligohymenophorea; Peniculida; Parameciidae
Source: the annotation of a GenBank genome assembly
CAUGUAACAAUAUUAAGUUGGAAGAAGGAAUCCUUCAUGUAAAAUUUAUACUUAAUAGAUUAGAACCAUAAUAAUAAUCAUUAAAAUACAAUCAAUAUCAAUCAAGAUCACCAUUUUAAAGUAUUGAAAAUACCUAAAAUACAUAAAUCUCAUCUAAUAAAUUUCAUCAUAAAGCAAGCACUGAUAUUGAUUCUAUCAAUUAAAAUACAUCCAUUGCAACUAAUCCAUAUUAUAAUUAAUAUCUCAAAAGAGCAUCCAAUUCUAGUCAUCAAGAUAAACCUCUUGUAAAUUUUAUUCAUUAUCUUAUAUAGUCAUUGUAAUAUAGUAAUUCUAAAUCUAAUCUAAAUCCAAAUUAAUCACAUGAUUAUUCAAUAUAAUUUAAAGUUGGAACCAAAAAUGAUAAAAAAAAUGAUUCAGUUAAUGAAACUCAUUUAUCAUAAUUCAUUAAUCCAAAUAAAUAAUUUGUUUGUAUGAGUCCUACUCAAAAUCGUGAUAAUUCCAUUAUUUUUUAAUCUCCAAAACCAACUCAAUAAACUACUAUUGUUUAAUCCCCAUAACCAUAUAAUUUAAUCAAUACUCCUCUUUAUUAUAAUAAUAAAGGAUCAUAAUCUUAGCUUAAAACUAUCAAUUAUAAUAAUCAUAAUUUAGUUAUUGAAUUUAAAUAAUUACAAGAAUCUAAUAAUUUAAUGCAAUAAACUAUUCAUUAAAUUGAGACUGAAGUAUAUAGAGGUUAAUCUUCUCAAUUUAUUCAAGAAUUAGAAUAAAAAAUUCAUUUAUUGAAAUAGCUUAAUGAAAAAUUAUAAUAUGAAAAUUAGUAACUUAUUGAAUAAACUGAUAUUUAAAAAUUGAAAGAAAAUUUUGGAAAAUCAUAAUAAACUCGUAAACUAACAUCAUAGUAACUUUAGAGUACUAAAAAUGAAUUAUAGUAAUACAAAUUAAAAUGUGAUGAAUUAUAAAAUAAAAUUGAUUAAAAUGAUGAUUCCUAAAUUAAAGACCUAGUUAUUGAAUUAGAAAGUAAAGUUUAAAAUCUUAUUGCUGAAAAUGAUAGAUUGAAUAAAUAAUUAUUUUCAAAUUCUAAUCAUUAAAUUAAUUCUGAUAUUACUAAAAUUAAAAAUGAUAUUGAUAAUUUGAAUAAAUAACAAUAACAAUUGAAAAGGGAAGAAGAUCAUUUGAAAUUAACAUAUAAAUAAAUUGAAUAAGUUUAUGAGUAAAAAAUUGCAGAUAAUUUAUAUGCUGAUCUAAAUGAAAAAAUUCAAUUAUUGAUUGAAGAAAAUGAAAGAUUAUAACAAGUCAUCAAUGAUUCUGAAUACACAGAAUAAGAUCUUUAAGAAAUCAAAUCAAGAGUAAAAUAAUAUUAUAUAUAUCUUAGAUAAAAGUUGUUAAACAGGAUAAUUUUAAAAUGGAACAGUAAUUAAAAAGAAAAAAUCAUAAUAAAAAUUAUUGA